Molecule: messenger RNA, 1547 nt
Organism: Impatiens glandulifera
Lineage: Eukaryota; Viridiplantae; Streptophyta; Magnoliopsida; Ericales; Balsaminaceae
Product: tubby-like protein 8
Exons: 9
Coding region: 112-1398 (428 amino acids)
Source: RefSeq, a predicted model, not a curated record
UUAUCAAAAUUAACAUCUACAAAACACAAGACAAAGUUCCAAACAUUCAAACAUCAAACUUAAUCUCAUUUCCUCUUCUCCUUUCAUCUCUCUCUAGAGAAAAAACAGAACAUGUCUGGUCCGAAGAACAAUCAUCUUACUCGUCAAUCAUCCUUCAAUUCUCUCUACAUAAACCCACUUAACGAGCUCAAUACAAUCUAUGGCUGCUGCGAUGUCGCCCGUCACAGUGUGGAUAGUUUUGCACCUGGAUUUCAAGCCCGUCUUAAAACCCGGACCACCAUACUCUCCGAUGACAAAGAGAAUGCAGCUCCUUCAAACAAGAAUCCGACCCAGCUCUCAGUUUUGACUGAUAAGGAGAAUAUAUUGCCGAAUUCUGAUGUUGUUGGAUCUAACCCAUGUAAGGAUAAGGUUAGAAAUGGGAAAUCUUGUCUGAAAGAUAGAGCCUUGAAGCCUUCUUCAUUGCAGCUGUGUAUGCAGCAGAAUGAGCUUGAAUGGAAAUUUGGGUACAAAAUUGGUGAACCCUUAGAGUCGGAGAAGAUGAAUUCUGGUAAUAUUUGGGAUUAUUCAGAUUCAGAAACUGCUCCUGCUUCAUCCUGGUCUACUCUUCCUAAUAGGACAUUAUUGUGUAGGCCUUUGUCAGUUGAUAUAGGGAGAUGUACAUGUGUUAUAGUGAAAGAAGACUUGCCACAAGAACUAGAUGGAGGCACUCUCUAUUCACUAUAUACAAAGGAGGGACAUGGGAGACAAAACAGGAAGCUUGCUGUUGCUUAUCAGAGAAGAAGAAAUGGAAGAUCACAGUUUCUAGUGGCUCAAAAUUUGAAAGGAAUAACUUGCAAUUCUGAUGAUAGUUUUCUAGGAUUCGUUACAUCUAAUCUUAUGGGUUCCAAAUACAGCAUAUGGGAUCAGGAUAAUCGUGAGAAUCUAAUAAACAAACAAUCUAAGCCACCACUAGCUGUUGUAUUGUUCACGCCUACCAUAGCUACAUGGACAGGGAAUUACAGAAGCAUGAGAGCUUGUACACCAAAACAUCACUCAAUGAUGCUGAAGAACAAUUCAACUCAGAUUCAACAUAUCAGUGGAUUACCUAAAGAUUGGGAAGUGAAAUUGGAUAAAGUACAUCAGUUAUAUUCAAGAGUUCCAGUCUACAACAGAAUAUCAAAGCAAUAUGAGUUGGAUUAUAGGGAGAAAGGCAGCAAGACAACAGGGGGGAUGAAGAUUCAAAGAUCAGUUAAGAACUUUCAGCUGACAAUGGAGAAAAAUGGAAAGCAAACGAUAUUGCAACUUGGAAGGGUGGGGAAAUCAGAAUAUGUGAUGGAUUUCAGGUAUCCAUUGACAGGUUAUCAAGCUUUCUGUAUGUGUUUGACUUCAAUAGAUUCGAAGCUGUGCUGUGCAGCCUAAUAGUAUUAUCAUGGUUACAAUCUUUUUAGAAAGUUCAAUCUCUGAACUUGUUGUUGUUUUUGUUCUAGUCAUUUGUUGUUUGUUUUCUUUCUUGGAUCAUUCAUUAUUCCGAAACCCCAUCCAGAUGUUCUGUUUUGUUGACAUUAAAA